Molecule: messenger RNA, 1184 nt
Organism: Eruca vesicaria subsp. sativa (arugula)
Lineage: Eukaryota; Viridiplantae; Streptophyta; Magnoliopsida; Brassicales; Brassicaceae
Source: the annotation of a GenBank genome assembly
AAACAAUCCAAUAAUCUGAACUAAAAAUAAAAGAACAUUCACCGCGCCAAACUCAUUUCUCUUUGAUUCUGUUUCUCAAUUAGUAAUUUCCCGACAAAAGUUUCAUCCCAUUUUUAGUUUCUUUCUUUCUCUGUGCCACUUUGACAAUGAGAGAAGACGACUCCGACUGGUUCACAAGAUGUGAAGAAGAUCUUCCAUUUCCAGAGGACCUCAUCCCUUUAUCUCAAUCUCUCAUCCCUCCCCAUCUCGCUCUCGCCUUCGACAUUCACCACCAAUCCACGCCCUCUCAAGCCAACUCCUCCGCCGAAUUCGCCGCGGAUUCAGCAGAUCCACUCUCCUCCGGAGCCACCGAAUCAGCACGGACUCUCAAACGGCCUCGCCUCGUGUGGACCCCGCAGCUACACAAACGCUUCGUGGACGCGGUGGCGAAUCUCGGGAUCAAGAACGCGGUUCCCAAGACGAUCAUGCAGUUCAUGAGCGUCGAAGGGCUGACGAGAGAGAACGUCGCGAGUCAUUUGCAGAAAUACAGGGUUUACCUCAAGAGGAUGCAAGGUGGCGGCGGAGGUGGAUCGGAUCCGGUGACGGAUCGUCUGUUUGCGAGCUCUCCCGUGCCAGCUCAUUUUCUUCUCCCGCCGUCUUUUGUCCCAGUCGCAACGCUUCAGCAGCAGCAGCAACAAAUGGUUGCGGUUGGUAAUGUUCAGCUGCAACCGACUCAGUUUCACCAACGUCAAAUCUCAGCCGCUCGUUUUGGUUCUCUGACAAAUGGACAGUUCAGUUCACUUCAGAGAAUGUCUGCACCGUUGUUGCAGAGUUCAGUUAGUAACUAUGUUGAUGAGUUGGAGUCUGCAAAGGCUAAUAAUGGAGGAAGAACAGUCUUGACUUUAUUCCCAACUUGAGACGGUUAAAAAACACUUUGAUCAAUGUAGGCCAAGUACUAGCUGUUGAUAAUGAUCACACUCUUUUGUGACCAUCCAAAUUGAAUCCUUUACAUGUUUCAAAAUGUAGUUUCCAUAAACAUUGAUACAAGUUCUAUGCAGUCUUCAUCUGUUAAACAUUGAUGCAAUCCUUGUGAUCCACUUCAGUUCUGUGUCUGAAGCCUUUCUGGUCAUUGACUGGCUUUAGUCCCUUGUAGCUUCUCCUUUUUGAUUCUUGUGAAGAUAAGAGUUAUACACAUUUGGAAAAAG